AUGGAUGUACUCGCCUUAGAGGCAAAGACCGGAGGAGGACCAGAAAAUGAGAAGAAAUCUGCCCCGAGGCCCAAACCGAAACCCCCGAAGAAGGCCAAAAGGAUUGUCUACUUUGAGGUGGAGAUUGUGGAUUUAAAGACUAAAGAGAAGCUGCUGCUGCUGGACAAGGUGGAGCCAACGGCCACUGUUUUGGAUAUUAAGGCUUUGUUUCACAAAUCAUAUCCAAAGUGGUAUCCAGCCAGACAGUCCCUGCGCUUAGAUCCAAAGGCCAAGUGUCUGCGGGAUGAAGAGGUGCUCCAGACGCUUCCUGUGGGAACCACAGCCAGCUUUUACUUCAGCGACCUCGGACCCCAGCUUACAUGGGGGACUGUGUUCCUCUCGGAGUGUGUGGGUCCGCUGAUCAUCUACUUAAUGUUCUACUUCCGUCUUCCUUUCAUCUACUCUCCAAAAUAUGACUUCACCAGCAGCAAAAACUGGGUCGUACACUUGGCCUGCAUGUGUCACUCCUUCCACUACAUCAAGAGGAUCCUGGAGACUCUGUUUGUUCACCGUAUCUCCCACGGGACCAUGCCUCUCAGAAACAUUUUUAAGAACUGUGGCUAUUACUGGUGCUCCGCAGCUUGGAUGGCGUACUACAUUAACCACCCGCUCUACACCCCACCCUAUUACGGGCAGCAGCAGGUGAACGCAGGCCUUUAUAUUUUCCUGUUCUGCCAGGUGGGGAACUUCUCCAUCCACGUCGCACUUCGGAACCUCAAAUCUUCAGGUUCGAAAACCAAGAAGAUUCCCUACCCCACCAAGAACCCCUUCACGUGGAUCUUUUGGCUGGUCUCUUGUCCAAACUACACAUAUGAAGUGGGCUCCUGGGUUGGCUUCACGGUGAUGACCCAGUGCGUGCCCGUGGCCUUCUUCACCAUCGUGGCUUUCAUCCAGAUGACCGUGUGGGCCCGGGGCAAACACCGCAGCUACUUAAAGGAGUUCAGAGAUUACCCCACGCUGCGCUCCUCCAUACUGCCCUUCAUCCUCUAGGGAGAGCGGCGGUCGUUACAUCCGUCCUACGUUUAAAUGCACGCGUGCAUUUUGCUCAAACGGACUGCGCGUGUCGGUUUUCAUCCGUGAAUCACUGAGUGUUGGAUUGGUGAGCGUCGGACUGUCCAGGACUGAGAGAAGCUAGUGAGAAGCAGCAAAAAAAAAAAAAGUCUUACCUUAAUGUUGUAUGUUGUACUGAAGAGACAGAGUGUCCUUUAUGUUUUGCUACUUUUAUGAGUUGUAAAGAUGAUCGACGGGGGGUGCGGUUCAAACUAAAUCUCAUUACUUUCACAGCUCUUGGCAGUCUAAUCAGCGGAGAUUCCCACAGAGCUGGGAAACCGAGACGCUAAUCUGCAUUGUCAAAGUGGCGUGCAGCCUGGAGCUGCUGGCUUU
Salarias fasciatus (jewelled blenny) is the source of this 1422-nucleotide messenger RNA. RefSeq names its product trans-2,3-enoyl-CoA reductase a (gene tecra). NCBI's taxonomy places the organism in Eukaryota, Metazoa, Chordata, Actinopteri, Blenniiformes, Blenniidae. The record is from RefSeq and is a predicted model, not a curated record. Gene Ontology annotation, molecular function: oxidoreductase activity, acting on the CH-CH group of donors. Bases 1 to 1029 code for a protein of 342 amino acids. The transcript is spliced from 11 exons. Gene Ontology annotation, biological process: very long-chain fatty acid biosynthetic process.